This is a messenger RNA of Nomia melanderi (Alkali bee), 7975 nucleotides long. Lineage: Eukaryota; Metazoa; Arthropoda; Insecta; Hymenoptera; Halictidae. The record is from RefSeq and is a predicted model, not a curated record.
UCACUGCGACUCGAGCUGGCAGAGAUUCCGUUAAUUAAGCAUCGACCGAGCCGAAACGGUGGUUGCACAACAGGUGGACCGCAAACGCGUCGACAGGCUCCCUCCAAAACCGUACGUGCGUCCGAGAUCGUGUCACCGAAUCCGAGAGAUCGCUCCAAAACGUUUACCCCCAUCGAUCAGGAUCAUUCCAAUCGAACGGAUGUAUCGAAAGGCCGAUCGUUAUUUCGAACAACGCUGAAAAACGAGACGUGUACCAAGGAUCAAGGAUCAAAGAGGAUCAAAAGAGACUCGAGCAACGUUCAUCCGGACAAAGAGGAUUGUUCGAGAACCGUGAGUGUGAACCGCGUCGAGUGCUCGGCCAGUCGUGUCACGGUCGAUCCAGAGAUCGAUCCAACCAGUUCCUUUUACCGGUCGAUCACCUCGAUCCCGCGUCGGAGUCCCGCGGCGCGAGAGUGCACAUCCGCGUCGUCGGGUCUUAAUUAGUACGUGGGUGUCGUGAUAGAUUGGCGGCUGGACAAGAGAGACCGUCCGAAGGACAGGACAGGACAGGACGGAAAAAGAAGACUGGCGCGAAGAGAUGCUGAAAGCGGGAGGACCGCGUGUUAGUGAACGCGAAGAGACCAUCAGGGAAUAAAAGGGACGAGGCGAGGGUUGGUUAGCCGGAACGGUAGAGGGUGGUGGGGCGGUUAAAUAGAUGCAGGAAUCUCUACGCGGCGCCAUGCUGGUGUAGCGGCGAGAAAAAAUAUUCGGUUUCAUCGGUGUGCGUGGCCGCGUGUGCAUGGAAUCCCAGGACCGUAUCGGUCUCCGCACGUUUGUUACGGGUCCGAGGACCUGCCGCGCCGGUAGAUUGGAUUAAUCGGUGAUUAAAUCGCGCUGUGAACGUUCGACUUUGAUUUGUUCGGGACUGUUGUUCCGUGAACAUUUCGCUGAAGGAUUUCUACGCGAAUCGGGAUUUGUAUUCUCGAAGUGAAAGGCGCGUAACACGUAAACGCCGCAACUUGUAACUGCACGAUCGAUGAUCAAUUAAGUGAGUCUCUCAAGAUAAUUGCGAAGAGGAUCGUGGAAACAUGUUGUGCGGCACGUUCAGAAAGAAGAGAAGGCAGAACGGGGAUGAGUAUCGAUUGGUCAGAUCGAACACGAUGCCGAGGAUCCUGGCGGGAAAGGAAGGCAGUCUGGUUACUGUCCGAAGGACGAAAUCCUCGAGGGUGGCGGCUCGUUCCUCGCAUCUCAAAGAUCUUCUGCACACGGGUCUAGACAAUGUGAGCUCUGCGACCCUCAGGCCUUUCAACUCGGACAUCAACACGCCGAGGAUCGACAGCUAUAGGUUCUCCAUGGCAAACCUCGAAGAUUCCCAAGAUGUCGAUCUGGAUGCCAUCCUCGGCGAGCUGUGCGCGCUGGAGCGCCGCUGCGACGGCGAUAUCGCUGCUACAUCUGCACCCGACGCCCAGAGACAGGGUCGACCCAAUAGCACCAGGAUCACGCCUGGUGACAAUACCGAUAUCGGCAAGAACGAAGGAGCUAUGCGAACCGAUAGUCCAGACAAUGACAGCGCCUUCUCGGACACGGUGUCGAUGUUGUCCAGCGAGAGCUCAGCAAGUAGCAGUGGUUCCGGACACAAACCACCUCAGACCGCCAUGCACACAGCCCCUCAACAGCAACCCCACCAACUCAUGGACGCUGCAAGCAGAGUCAAGGCAGAGAAAAUUCGAUUGGCGCUGGAGAAGAUGCGCGAGGCGAGCGUUCAGAAGCUGUUCAUUAAAGCGUUUACACUGGAUGGCAGUGGGAAAAGUUUACUCGUUGACGAGGGAAUGAGCGUGGCUCACGUAUGCAGGCUCCUCGCCGAUAAGAACCACGUACCAAUGGAUCCAAAGUGGGCUGUAGUUGAGCAUCUGCCUGAUCUUUUCAUGGAAAGGGUGUACGAGGAUCAUGAGCUGCUGGUAGAAAAUCUUUUACUAUGGACGAGAGACUCGAAAAAUAAACUACUUUUCGUUGAACGACCCGAUAAAACUCAACUGUUCCUUAAUCCGGAGAGGUUCCUUCUUGGUCCAUCCGACAGGAGUAGCGCGGAAUACGACGACCACUCUCGCAAUAUUCUUUUAGAGGAGUUCUUCUCUAGCAGCAAUGUCGGUGUACCAGAGGUCGAAGGACCGUUAUAUUUAAAAUCAGAUAGCAAGAAAGGUUGGAAAAGGUAUCACUUCAUCCUGCGAGCGUCUGGCCUCUACUAUUGGCCAAAAGAAAAGGCUCGCACCGCGCGCGAUCUAGUUUGCUUGGCAACUUUCGACGUGAAUCAAAUCUACUAUGGCGUUGGUUGGAAAAAGAAAUACAAAGCGCCAACAGAUUUCUGCUUCGCUGUGAAGCAUCCCAGGCUGCAGCAGCCGAAGUCAACCAAGUACAUCAAGUUCCUUUGCGCGGAUGACAACGCGUCCUUGGAACGAUGGAUAGUCGGGAUCAGAGUUGCUAAAUAUGGCAGACAGUUAAUGGAGAAUUACAGAACUCUUGUCGACGAACUGGCACAGGAGGAUCUCGAUAUGCUUGCGCACGCUAGAUCGUGUUCCGUCAGUUCCAUCGCAGUACCGCCUCAAAAUCAGACCCAGUACAAUACCAGCAACGACAAUGCCCGCCAAUUCACGGAGAAUUCGAGGAACAGCACGGAAACUGCAAACACCAGACAGUAUGACGGUCAGAGGCAAAGCUACAAUUCUGAGCAACGACAGAGUUACAAUAACGAUGGAAGAUUGAGUAGAGCCAGCAGCUCGAGUUCCAGCGGAUGUCUGUCGGACGGAGCACCGAGUAGUUGUGAGGUAGCUUUCGAGUGUGGCGAGUUUCCAACAGGAACGAUAAAGAGGAAACCAUCGAUGAACCCAAAACUCCCUCUUACAUCGAUCACACGACAGCUAAAGGAAGUAGGCGAAACUGUUCGCGAUGAGCCAGACUCCUGUCCCAGUCCUACGAGCUCAGGAUCCGGCACAUUAACUAGAAGGCACAGUCGCAGAAGGAGUGGCACUGAUUCCGACGGAUCAGGAACAUUGAAGAGACAUCAUCGAUCUGGCAAUGCGACUCCAGUUAGUCCUGUACCCCCUGGCACGCCAGUCCGAGAGAGAGCUAGCCCAAUGGGAUACAACAGAGCGGAGAACCAGGAAUCGAAAACGCCCACGAGCCCUAUUCCACCGUGUAUGAUGGAUUCAAUCACUUCACUCCCCCCGCCGCCAUCGCCAUCAAGAGUCGCCGAGGAAGCAGAGUCCGACAGCGAACCGCUGCCACCGCCCCCACCAGAAAUGUUCCGAUCGAAUCUUUCCCUGGACUCGUUGCCACCACCUCCAGCACCUGGUGAACUGCCAGUAUGUAAUACACCUGAGCUCUCUGGUUCAUCGUUGAGUCUCGCGUCCCUUCCGCCACCUCCUAGCCCUCUGGUAGGCGAAACUGGGACCAUUCGACGUGCAAGGCCCAAACAGUCCACUCCCACGAACUCGGUGACGCCAGAAAAUACACCAACUCACACACCGUCGAGAGGAUCAGCCAAUCAGCAGAUGUACACGAACGCGACCAACUCAAUCCAGAACAACGCGACGGUUCAAAACAGUCAAAACUACAAUAUGAACACGCAGAAUGCUCUUCACGUGAACAACACGGCAAACUCUGUAGCUUCGUCUCACAGCUCGUAUCCAGGAUCCAGCGCGAGCACGCCUACCUAUGCUCCCAGUUCUCCGAACUUCGCCUCACCACCGCCAUUCGUCGCCCCUCCAGCUUAUGGUUCCCAACAGCAGCACGGAAAUUCGCAAAGCCUAACGAGGCAGAACUCGAAAGUAGAAUCGAUAUACGGAACUCACUCACUGCCGCACUCAGCAAUUCAACCGAUCAGGCCGAACCCGAACAUGGACACGGUGCGGCGAAGUGCCAUGAAGCAGAGCUCGAGUCACUACGCGGCUCCACCGUAUCUAGCGGAACUGAAGGCUGCGUCAAGUCCCCAGCCCCAGCGUAGGGUAACCAUUCAAGAACCGCCGACGUCACCGAAGUCGAAGACGGGUACUGGCAAGAAGAUCACGUUCAAUCUUCCGCCUCAACAGGAACCAGGUAGUCCUGCUCUGCCACAAAGGAAACCGAUGCCGCCGAGGAGAUCGGACAGCACGAGGCUGACGUCUCCUAAGAAGCUGGCCGCGUCCGAUCAAGCUCCGCCUGGUGAUUUCUUGAAAGAUCUUCAGAGGGUGAUGAGGAAGAAGUGGCAGGUGGCGCAGAAGUGUAAACUGGACGCGACGACAACUCCUCAUGAAGUUCUUGGAUUCCGCGAUCCUCCGCCGGCGGUUGCUGAUUAUAGGGAAACAAAUGUGUCUAACUGGGUCCAGGAACAUUACGGAGCUGAUAACCUUUAUGAAAAUGUCUACGCGACGGAUCCUCAUGCUCCUGUCGAGUACGCUUCCAGUCCAGCCCGUCAACCGACUGUCAGGUUCGCCGAUGAGAAUCGUAGCAUCAAUAUCGUGAACGCCAUUGCUAAUAAGAGAAGACCACCCCCACCACCACCAAAAAGGGCAGAGACCACGCAUUUGACCACUACCAGAGCGAUGCACUGACAAUAGCAGUUAAUUCAGCCCCGUCCCGAAAGGCGAUGGUACUGUUGUCUGUGCAGUUGGUGGAAGGACUAAAGGAAAGGGCGAGAAGGAAUUCGCUUUGUUCUGUGAUUUGGUCACCAUUUCGAGGUCCUGGCAUCGAGUCCACGCCACGUUGAUCGUCCCUCGCCUGUACACCGGUUCGGAGGAAGACAAUUCGAGAAGAGAGGAAAGGGGAUUGACGAUUAUCCUUGAUGAAACUUGUUCGGAUUUGUGUUUUGCGUACGUCGUCAAAGUUUGCAUGGAAUCAGCUUGGCUGGAAAUCUUGUAUCUACCCGAGAACCAGCUGCGGCCGUUAUAGGAUAAUCGAUGUAUAUUUAGGAGUUCGAGGGAUGAAAGUCUGAUCGAUAACUGCCAAUUAAUGGUCGUCAAUGCCGCGUCGAGUCUGACCCUCGAUGUUGGUGUCCUAUAGAGAAUUUUUUUAGCGAGAACUCGGUGAACCGAGAGAGGCGAGGACCACCGGAAAUCGGAAUUAUAGGUUAUCGAGCCUGAUGUGAAGCAUCUGUCUUGACGGCGAUUUAGCAAACGGCCAUUCAAUUAGAACGUAAGGGAAACACUGCCGCACAUAUUGAGGAUGUGAUAUAUAAGUCUUAAGCUCCUAAUUUUUGUUUCCCGUGAACCGAGACGGAAGUCGACUUUUUGCGAGCGAUCCUCGCGCGGGAAAUUUAAAAGGAGAAGGACCGCGGACGCGGUCGGACGCAAGCCAAUCGAAUUUAAGACACCGUAAACCGCGCUCGCCGUUUUUCUGUGCAAGUUAAUCCAGAGUUAACUAGGCUUAGCUGUAAUCUCUGAUGUCCGCCAACCAGUUAACGACGGACCUUUUCUCGCUUAUUUUCUAUUCCAACGGAACAGCUAUACACGAAUCCGAUGACGAGAGAUCGAAACAGUUACACCGAGGACUUUGUAACGUUGAUGUUAGGUGAUUGCAUAUGAAAUAUAGUAUUUUUUACAAGAAACAUUUCUUUAUUCAUUUUUUCUUUGCGUUAAUGAUUGUCAAGUUCAAGGUUUUAAAGAAAGCAUAUCGCACGCCAUUUUCUGGAAGUGAAUUAUAUGCGUGGAGAAAAUAGAAACGUAUAUUUUUUGUUGAGGGAUCGGAAGAUCAAACCGGGAAACAUGGUAAACAUAUUAAAAUUCGCUGAAUUCUUGUAUAGUUAGUUUUUACCGUGUCUUUAAGGUGUAUUUAACUCCAAUGAUAUUUCGAAGAAUAUUUCAUUUAUGAAACACGAAAUUUCGUAUGCAGAAACCUAAUGUCUCGCAACAUGUACGCAUGAAUGAUGAGAACGCUGUUCACGAGAGACACAAUGAUACGCAAUGCGUUUUUUUUUAAAUCCUCGUAAAUAAGUGUGUAUGUAUAUAAAUGGAACACGUAUGAGCGUUUAUAUCAAUAUAUCGACUUUGAUACUGUAUGUUUAGAUGAUAACGUACGAAUUGAGCUACCCUCUGCGACGUGGACACGAUAACACUUAACAUAUUCGAUGGACCUCGAUCGAACGCCACGCGCGGCUCUGCUCUCCAUUCGUCGUCAACUUUUACUUUUCACCUAGUAUGGUUUCACGUUAUUAGCAAAGAACUCGAGAUCUCGUACACGCGACCUUCGAUCAUCCAUUUUUUUCCCGUUCUCAUAUCAUCGUUUUUCCUUCAAUCGCCCAAGCGUGAAACUUCAAGCAAUACGCAAUUACUUUAUCAUCGAUCGAUCGAGAAACAUUCAAACGAAUCCUCAUGGUCUCUACAAUCGGUCUACAUCAAACAUUAUAAAACAUUACAACACUCGUAUGAUCCACUGCUUCCGCUGAACUGCUACGACUACCAGUCUCAAUGUAAAUAUAUCCAUCACACGAAUUUGUAAUGAGUUUUUUUAUCAAGCGGAAUGACGUAAAUAUCGUUCAAGGAUCCAAGUUAAUUCCAUUAAUCGAUGCAUUUCGUUUGUAAGCCCAUGAGAGAUUCCUAACGAUUCCACGUGGCCAGUUGAGCAAAGAAUGUUCAACAGCGCAUGCGUUUUUAUACUCUGAACGAUGAAUGGUAGGCACUUUUGCGUCGCCAUUUUACACUAACCGUGUGAUCGCCAAUGGAAUUUUCGUCAACGACUGAGAACCUCUUGUUGCCCGCUGCAACCGAUUUCAACUGUUUGUACUCAUGAAUUUCUAUCACCGGUUUCGGGCGUCUUUAAACGUUUGUAUCCUUCUUCGAGGACAUCGAACGCCUGCCGCGGCGUUUAAGCGAGUCUCGCCGAGUCCUGUGCAUUUUACACUGUUAAGAAUACCGGAGGACCGCGAUACGAUAUUUUCUACUAGCCGAGUUUUGAUAGAAGUUAGACGGAGGAGGACCCGUUUUCUGAGCGUAUACGAUCAUUGCGAAACCUUUUCUAAUCGAGCCGCACAUGGACAAGCGAGACCUAGUUGAGAUUGAUAAGGAAACCGCGGAACACAGACAUACGCUUGUACUGCUCGAAGCACAAGAGAUGUUUCGUGGAAGGGUACAGGAACAAGAGCUUUGUUUAUUCCCACCAUUACGCGACUAUUCCAGUAAAUAACGCGGUAAAGCUGGAAACGCGUGUGAGAAUAGGCGUGCCUUCUUCCGCUCUAACCACUUAGGCCCGCAUUCCUUCCAUAAGACAUCUUCGGUGCUCUGCACGGUACACGCUCACCGACGUCGAUUUAUAUGUAACUGUAAUUUUGUCUACCGUGCGCGCGGUCCAAUCAAACGGAACCAAUAAUAGUAAUGGUAACGAUAUAUUGCUAACGAUAUACGUUUUUUGGGACUAAUGUAUCGAACUUAACGGAAACUUGACUUUCGUCUGACUUUACGAUAAGCGAGAAUUAUACGAACCCCACCCGAAGGCUUUUUCCUCCGGGGACGAUCGUUUCUACGUCGAAACAACGCUACGACGAGAGUCUUUCGAGCAUGAACGUUCGAGGAUGUAGAACGAUGUACGUUCUCAUAGCUGUCGAUGCACAGGUUGACUUUUUAAACCUUGAGGAUCUCUUGAUAGAGGGCAGAGGAAGAGUUUUAGGACGUAGUUCUGAUGCGAUGUUGAUUGAGAAAGAGGAUGUUUGAACACUUUCGGUGUGUUGCUUGCGGAUGAAUAUUGUAACGGAAUAUAAACUGAUGUACAGGGUCUUUACCGACAACGGAAUACCAGCUUGGGAUAUGAUUGAAGCUCGAGUAAAUGGCGUACAGUGAAUACACAGUUGCUUAUGGCUACUUGAUUUACCGAGAACGACGUGAAACGCCGAUCGUAAUUCUGUCAAUUGAAACUAUGGCAACGUAGGCAGCAUUAUUCAGAGUUGUAUAUAAUAUUAUACUAUUUUUUAUUUAAAACAACGCACUCUUGUAACUAACAAGGAUAUUGAAAUAGAAAAGAUAAUUAAUCACGA